CGUAAACAAAGUAUCGCGUUAUUAGGUAUGGAACUGAAGCAUGCAGGGAGCCAUGAAAAAUAGCGAGCCACAAACUCCUCUGGCCGAGGCGGCCAUUGUCGAUCAGGUUGAAACCCAGACGCUAGGGACACGGAUCAAACCAAAGAAGCCGUUCUCCUUCUAUAUGUUGAUUCUCUCCCUUUGGCUCGUGGUCAUAAUAACAUCAUGGGAUGCUACAUGCCUUGCUAUGGCGUUGCCGCCUCAAGGAACGGCCUCGAUAUCUAGGCGUGAUCGCCUUGGCUAUCGCCCUUGGAAGUAUAUCCGGACCUGUUUUAGGCGCUUUGUUCAGCGAACUUGUUAAUUGGAGAUGGAUUGGCUGGAUCAAUUUGCCUAUUAUAGGGGUUUCUUUCCUCCUCGCCUUCUUCUUCCUUCGCCUGCGUCCAAUUCAGAUGACACCCAAGGCUAAAAUCCGUCGACUAGAUUGGACUGACAUG
Molecule: messenger RNA, 473 nt
Organism: Annulohypoxylon truncatum
Lineage: Eukaryota; Fungi; Ascomycota; Sordariomycetes; Xylariales; Hypoxylaceae
Exons: 2
Coding region: 41-340 (99 amino acids)
Source: RefSeq, a predicted model, not a curated record